Molecule: messenger RNA, 4289 nt
Organism: Melopsittacus undulatus (budgerigar)
Lineage: Eukaryota; Metazoa; Chordata; Aves; Psittaciformes; Psittaculidae
Gene: C8H2orf69
Product: chromosome 8 C2orf69 homolog
Exons: 2
Coding region: 23-1174 (383 amino acids)
Cellular component (GO): mitochondrion
Source: RefSeq, a predicted model, not a curated record
GGCGUGUGUGGCCGGCACUUUCAUGAGCAGGCGCUGCCCGCCGGCCGCGGCCUCGCUGCUGCGGGGGCUUGUCGGCCCUGCUGUUCUCUGCCUGGGCAGGAGCAUGAGUCUCUGCGGGGUGCCGGCAGCCUGCGCCGCGGGGCCUGCGGGUGCUGGUGGCAGCAGCGCAGGGUUCUCCUCAGCGCGGCUCAGCCCGCCGUGGCUGCGGUUGCCUGAGGUGCCGGGCGCGGAGCCGCACCGGGCUAACGAGUUGCUGGUGCUGCUGCCGCCGGCCCCGCGCGGCCCGGCCCCGCCACAGCAGCAUCACGUUGUCUACUUCCCGGGAGACGUGCAGAACUAUCAUGAUGUCAUGUCUUGCCACCCAGAAAACUUUCAGUGGGAGCACUGGAGUUUUGAAAACAUUGCGACCAUACUUGCUCGCCGGUUCCCUAAUAGCUUCAUUUGGGUUGUAAAAUGUUCGCGAAUGCACCUGCACAAAUUCAGUUGUUACGACAACUUCGUGGUGAGCAACAUGUUUGGAGCACCAGAGCACAGCACAGACUUGGGAGCUUUCAAGCAUCUCCAUGCAUUGCUAGUUAAUGCAUUCAGACUCUCUCAGAAUAUUCUGCUGUCCCAGAAAAGCAUGCAUGGUGUCAGCAAGGAUGCAAAAAUAGGUGCUUGUAAAUCACAGCCACAUUCUGUUCCUACAACAAAUGGUGGCUCAUCCACAGAAAGAGAGAGAGAUUGUGAAUGCUCUAAUAAUUCUGCUAUGAACUUCAUUGUACCAUCUGCUGUAGGUGCAGCAUCAUUUACUUUGAUUGGCUUCAGUAAAGGUUGUGUGGUUUUGAACCAGCUACUUUAUGAGCUGAAGGAAGCUAAAAAAGACAAGAAUACAGAUGCCUUCUUAAAAAACAUAAAAGCAAUUUACUGGUUGGAUGGUGGUCACUCGGGAGGAAGCAAUACUUGGGUUACUUACCCUGAAGUGCUGAAAGAACUUGCAGAGACAGGAGUUGAAGUUCAUGCUCAUGUUACACCAUACCAAGUGUUUGACACAAUGAGGUCAUGGAUUGGGAGAGAGCAUGAGAAAUUUGUACAGAUACUUCAAGGAUUUGGUGUGGAAGUAAAUGAUCAACUACAUUUUGCUGAUGACGCUCCCUCGUUAGAUAACCAUUUCAGGGUUCAUGAAGUAUUUUGAAAUUUUAUGUAUCUGAAUAGUAUAUUCAUUGUAAAAGCACUUUUAACAUUGUAAAUGUUUUCACCUGGAUUUGCAACUUUGUGCUGAUGCUUUCUGAAGAUAAUAUUACAUCAGUCCUGUGUUGCUGAUAGAUACUAUACAUAAAUUUCACUAGUUUAAAAGGGAGGUUAGGACCCCAUAUCUACAACAGAUGUUAUUACUUAUUCCUAGAAAAAAUGUUAUGAAGAACUAUCCUAUACGUGUUGGGUUUUUUUUGUUAAAUGCGAACAUUUAUUCUGAAGCUGUUGGCAAAAUUUUUAGUCUUGGAUAUCUAAUGUCAUAUACUGCCUUUAAUGGGAGUUUGAAGUACUCGAGACAUUCAAAUGUCAGGAUACUUCAGUUUAGUAUUAGUAGGGUUAAAAGCUUUGGUCUUUGUCAAUAACAAAUGUGAGGUUAGGUUUUUGGCUUAAGGAAAAUUAUAAUUGUUAGAGCUUGUUAGAAUCUUAGUUAUAUACUUUGGUGAAAACUUAUAAUUACUUAAUUAAAUCUUCCAGUUUUGUAACAUUUCUCCUAAUUGAAACAAAGUCACAAAUAUUUACCUUUGGAAUAAUAGUGCCAAUCCAUUUUAAUUCCUUAUGUGUGCCUUCCCUGUGUUCUAGUGAUAGCCAUGUCACCUGGAGGCUUGAAAAUUUUGACAUAGCUAUGUUAAGUGACCAAGAAUGCUGAUGAGUGUAUGGCUUAUUGCUAUUUCAACAUACCUUGCUAUUGCUUUGACUAACUUCUCAAAGGACCAGCAGUAAUACCUGUAUUUUCAUGUCAAGAGGUGUCCUUAUCCCUGCAUUGGACUGGUGAGGUUUCCCUUGCUAACUGUUGCAUUGAUGUCGAUCUAAAUCGAGCUGUAAGAACGUCACAUAUUGCAAGUUGCAUAAAAAAUUUAGACUAUGUUGACUGUAGCUGUUUCACAAUGCCUUGGGUUUUUAAACUAUUAUCUCCUUUAAAUGUACCGCAUUAGUUGCUUCUAGGGCCACACAAAAAUCUAUUUUCAGAACCUAAUUUUCAUACAGGAAAACAAACCUCUAGUUAAACACAAAGCUGGACUAAUCAGAUACAAAAGAUGCAGUCUAGUUCAGGCCCCAAACCUGCAUGUUUUUUAGAAAGAAUUACUGAAAGAUGAACAAAUAUACUAGUGGAACUUUUCUACUGUUUUUAAGUAACUUUCCAUUUAUCUACAAUUAAAUUUUAUAGUAACUCUUAAAUUAAGACAGCUGCAGCUAAUGACAGUGAACAGCUCAAAAUGGUUUUGGAUAUGCUGAAAAUAUAGGAAUACAAAAACACUGUGAAGAUUACACAAACUUUUGUGGUUCAGUUACAAAAAAAGGCAUUUUAUUCACUUUUCUCCCAUGUUUGAUGGCUUAGCAAUCUCUUCCCCUGCUUCUUGCUUCCUGUGACACACUGUGAGAGGAAAGUCCUGGGUCAUUUUUCUUCUAUUUGCAUCAUCAAAACUUACAAGGUUCACUGGAGAGAGUGUUUUCACAUCUCUUGCAGAGGUUGCACACCUCUUUGUUCUAUAUAGGAAAUAUGGGUCACCUAACAAAAUGUUUUUAAUAGGAAGCUUACAAAUAGCUUGAAAUAUCUUUAAUUAUCCACUCAUAAAAUAAGCUUAAAAAAAUAACAACAAAACUCCCGGAACACACCACCAAUCUAGCUCCCCUCUCAGUUUUAAACUGACCAGACUAACUUGGGUAUGUUAAAACUUGCCCUGUCCAGUAACAGUGCAGAUCAUAGACCAGUUUCUAAACAAUUCUGUGCCAGCCAAAACAGCAGGAGUAGGUUGGUGCAAGCUUUUGGAAUCAGCUGUUAAAAUAUUGACAUUGUCUUCAGAAGUUUCUGGAUGUCUGCCCUAUGAAAAUAUUAACCUGUUUGAUGAAGGCUGCUUACAAUAUCUGUUAAAUAAGCUCAAGUGGUGUUGUAUUAAUUGGAAGAAUAAGCACUUUGUUGUGAACCUAAUCUUGUUGUGAGAUCUCAUGUUGUGGAGGGAAAACUGACCGGUUGUUUUUCAUUCUCUAAACAGCGGUAGUACUCUGUUGGAAUGUGCCUCUGUCAUUCACUACAAAGCAUGCUAAUAAUAACUUUUGCAAACAAUGUAGAAAAUAAACUACUUCUGAUGGGUGGAACACUUUGAUGUGAAUGCAAAGCCAUUAAGGAAUGUGCAGUUAAAUUUCAUGGAUUAAGCUUUAUCAGGUGUUAUACAGACCUAGAUUAAAAAAAAAUUGGAUUUGUUAGCUUUUCUUCAAGGAAGAAAAGUGUUUGUGUGUCCAGCAUCUGUAACUCUGCAACAACUUACUGGCAUCUCUUGUACAUGGAAAAGCUGGCAUGAAAUAUCCAUCCGUGUGAGCAUUUCUGUGUUAGAAUGAAAUGAGUCAUAGUCUGUAUGUCCCUGUUUCUGAAUGUUAAUUGUAAAGGCAGUUUUUAAUAAGCUUAGAUGUAAAUACCUGAAGUUCAGUGAGUCUCAUGCAGUGAGUCAACAUACAGAGGUUUAGUUCAAGACAUUUCUGGUUCUGAACAGAAUGAGUGACAUUACAUAGUCCUUCGUACAGCCUAGUUUGUAAUAGCUGGUAUUCUUCAUACUACAUACUUGUUUCUUGUACAACAGACAGGACAUUCUUAGAUUUUGAGAAAAGCUAAAAUGUUUUAAGCUGUGCCUGUUAAAUUUCUUUAAAACAAGGUUUGAUUCUGUGAAAUUGUUCAGAUUUCUAUAUGACUUAAUUGAUUUUGUGUGCAUCUUAAAUACUAGAAAUUUUGGUAACCUUCAUAUCUAGAACUAAUUUAAUAGCAUCUGUGUAAAUGCUGCUGCAUAAAUCAGUAUUUGCCUCUAAUUCUGAAAGGUGAUGAAGGAUCCAAGUCUUAACAUAUUGCUGAAAGGACCCAUCUUUUCUGUCCUCCCAUUGGUAACAUUCUGCUGCCUCCCUUAUGUUAGCAAAAGAACUUUAUGGUGAGUUUACCAUGUUCUACCGUACUAAAUUAUUCUUGCUGAUGGAUAUAACUAGCAGGAAUGGUGUGUAUUUAAACAGACAUAGAAAUUACUUUAAAUAAGACUGCUAAGUCAGUUUGGGAGUUAGAAUGUUGUAACUGUGGA